AUGUUGAUAAAGCUCUCAGCAUCAGUUCAAGAUACAUAUAAUGAGGUUUAUGGACAAUCUGCAUCUUUGGAACUCCUCACUCACUUAAAGUGCAAACUAUUUCAAGCUGUCUUGUCCUAUAUCCUCUUACAGCCUGAAAUUCUCAAGGCAUACAGCUCUGGUAUUCUAUUUGACUGCUUGGAUGGAAAAUUAUGCAGGCUCUUCCCAAGGUUUGCUUUUUACUUAGCAGACUACCCUGAGAAGAUGCUCAUUGCUAGCUUGUGUGUUUUAGGCAAAUUCUUAAGCCCUACAGAUAUUAUGCUAACCAAAUUCAACCAUAUGCUUGGUACCAGAGCUGAUCAACAAAGACAAACUCAUAAAUGUAUUGAUGAUACAGUACAGUAA
Fomitiporia mediterranea MF3/22 is the source of this 384-nucleotide messenger RNA. RefSeq lists its product as uncharacterized. NCBI's taxonomy places the organism in Eukaryota, Fungi, Basidiomycota, Agaricomycetes, Hymenochaetales, Hymenochaetaceae. Bases 1 to 384 code for a protein of 127 amino acids. The record is from RefSeq and is a predicted model, not a curated record. The transcript has 2 exons.